ACUUCAGCUCCCUCCCUAUCCACUGCAUUUAGCUUUCUUAUUUGAAUGGAUUAUUUGACUCUAUUGAAACUAAUUAUAUUGCCACACGGAACAAGUAUGUAGAUAAGGUGUGGUACUGUUAAGCUGCUCGGACAUAGGUAUGCCUUGAGAGACUGCUUGGCUGAAGUGUGUAAAAAAAAAAAAUGGGUGGGGGGGCAGGAAAUGCAUUUCCGCAGAGGGACAUUAGAAGGAGGAGGAGGGUGAGUGUGUUUUUCCAGCGUGGAGUUUACCCCCAAGGCUAUGAAGGAAGUUCUAUGCAACAGGGCCCAUAAUGCCAAGAAAGUAAAGCGAGGAGGAGGCGGGGCCAGGAGACAAAGCAGCCCCGCCCUUGGUGAGAUGCUAUUGGCUGGACAGCGAGUCAAUCAGAACACUUCCUGUUUGGAAGCGAGGGAGGAGCCCGCAGUCACUCAGCUCGCUUUUCCUUUUCUUUAAAAAAAAAAAUUUGUGAAGUUGAAACUGACUCGUAAAAUGAGCGCAGUCUCUCGCUCGCGUUUAUUCUCACCGCUUCCUGUGCGGGGGGAGGCCAUUUUGUAACUGCAGAAAGAUUUUUACCUGCCGUCUCUCGUUUUGCCUUCACGUUCGCGUGUGUGAAGUUUUCUCCACGGCGAGGAAGAAAAGUGUCGGCAGCAGGAGAAGAAGCUAAAGGAGGAGAGAUAUCGGGCUAGUUUUCCUUCCCAGUGUGAGGUUGUGUGUUUCUCGUGUAAGAGAGAGGAGACACCGGGAAGAAAGAGCACAAAACACUUCCUGGAGAUCAGAAAAGGGACCCCUUCCUUUAUUCCAAGGGGAAGCUGGAGACUAUGCUCCAUCUUCCUGCGUGGGUGAGCUUGUGAAUCUUUUCCCGAGAGUGUUGAGCGCUUCAUCACACAAGGUUGUUUGGGAAGAUGGCCAACGCAAGCCCCUGCAUGCCUUCCUCGGGCCAGAUCUUUUUUCCUCCGGGGGUCUCCACGCUGCACGGUUCGGCCGCCGUGACCCCGGUCCCCGUGGCAUCGGUGUCUCCGCAGGGCGGCUUCAACGCGAUGGACUUGAACCACGGGCAGGCUCCGUCGGGGGGCACCGCGGUGCCCUCGGCGCCCCCGACUCUUGCAGGGGUGUCCUUCAGCAUCCAGAUCGGCCUCACCAGAGAGUCUGUGCUGAUGGCACAGAGUGCGGAUUUGGCCUACGUGAAACAAAUUGCCUGCUCCAUUGUUGACACCAAGUUCCCAGAAUGUGGCUUCUAUGGUAUCUAUGAUAAGAUAUUGCUGUUUAGACAUGACACGUCAACCAGCAAUAUACUUCAGCCGGUUAAAACGGCAGGUGACAUUCAGGAGGGAGAUUUGGUGGAGGUGGUGCUCUCUGCGGCGGCCACAUCAGAAGAUUUCCAGAUUCGGCCCCAUGCUCUAAACGUGCACUCCUACCGGGCCCCAGCCUUCUGUGAUCACUGUGGAGAGAUGUUGUUUGGACUGGUCAGACAAGGGCUCAAGUGUGAUGGGUGUGGACUGAACUACCACAAACGCUGUGCAUUCAGCAUUCCCAACAACUGUAGAGCUCGGAAGAGGCGCCUAUCCACAACUUCUGUGAACAGCAGCCAAUCUCUGCGGCUUUCCACCAGCGAGUCUGUUUACAGUGUUGGGACCACAUCUACUUGCACUGAUGACUCUGGCCUCGUCCGCUCACACACACAAAUGCCCCGGACACCGAGUGAGGCUCGGCGCUCCUACACAGGCCGACCCGUGCAUCUAGACAAGAUCCUCAUGAGCAAGGUGAAGGUGCCACACACGUUCGCCAUCCACUCAUACACACGUCCGACGGUGUGCCAAUACUGCAAGAGGCUCCUCCGAGGGAUCUUCAGGCAGGGACUACAGUGUAAAGACUGCAAGUUCAACUGUCAUAAACGUUGUGCAUACAAAGUUCCUAACGACUGUCUUGGUGAAACCAUUGAAGAAAACAGAAGUAACAGCGAUAUGCUCAGUCCCAGUGCUGAUCCUGAGGUGCCCAUGGACUAUACCAGUGACUAUGACGCCUCUGACAAGUCAUCUAUGGACGACUCGGAUGAAGCCUGCAGCAUCCCGGGCUCCUUCUCUCCUGAGAGCAACCAGGAUGGUGACAGUGCAGACCAGAGUGUUUACAUUCCACUCAUGAGGGUGGUUCAGUCAGUGAGACAGACAACUCGUCGAUCCAGCACAGCCAUCAAGGAGGGCUGGAUGGUCCACUACAGCAAUAAAGACACACUGAGAAAGAGACACUACUGGCGUCUGGAUUGUAAGUGCAUCAUCCUUUUCCAGAACAACACCUCAAACAAGUACUACAAGGAGAUCCCUCUAUCAGAAAUCUUGGAGGUGCUACCAGCUAGUAACUUCACUCUGGUGCCCUCCGGUACAAACCGGCACUGCUUCGAGAUCAUCACGGGCACCAUGUGCUACUUUGUGGGGGAGGACCCAAACACAAUUCCUCCCCUGUCCCCCCAACACGCCCUCCCCCAGUCACCCCCAUCUCCCAGUCAAGUGGCGCCCAAUAGCGGCAUCGGGCGGGAGGUGGCCAAGGCAUGGGAGAGCGCCAUCCGUCAGGCCCUCAUGCCCGUCAUCUUCCAGGAUGCCCCUCCAGCGGAAGGAAACACUACUCACAGACAAGCUUCCGUCAGCAUUUCGGUGUCUAACAGUCAAAUCCAAGAGAACGUGGACAUAGGUACAGUGUACCAAAUAUUUGCUGAUGAAGUUCUGGGAUCUGGACAAUUUGGAGUCGUGUAUGGAGGAAAGCACCGAAAGACUGGGAGGGACGUGGCCGUCAAAGUUAUAGAUAAACUCCGCUUCCCUACUAAGCAGGAGAGCCAGUUGAGAAAUGAGGUGGCCAUACUGCAGAGUUUGCGCCACUUGGGUAUCGUGAACCUGGAGUGUAUGUUUGAGACUCCGGAGAAGGUGUUUGUUGUCAUGGAGAAGCUCCAUGGCGACAUGCUCGAGAUGAUCCUCUCCAGCGAAAAAGGCCGACUGCCUGAGAGGCUCACCAAAUUCCUCAUCACUCAGAUUCUUGCAGCUUUGCGACACCUGCACUUUAAGAACAUCGUCCACUGCGAUCUCAAACCCGAGAAUGUGCUGCUUGCCUCUGCUGAUCCUUUUCCCCAGGUGAAAUUGUGCGAUUUCGGCUUUGCCCGAAUCAUCGGGGAGAAAUCGUUCCGUCGCUCGGUGGUCGGCACGCCGGCCUACCUUGCCCCAGAGGUUCUGCUGAACCAGGGCUACAACCGCUCGUUGGACAUGUGGUCCGUCGGUGUCAUCAUGUACGUCAGCCUCAGUGGGACGUUCCCUUUUAAUGAGGACGAAGAUAUCAAUGACCAGAUACACAACGCCGCCUUCAUGUACCCUUCCAACCCCUGGAAACAGAUCUCGUCCGAUGCCAUUGAUUUGAUCAACAACCUGCUGCAAGUUAAGAUGAGGAAGCGCUACAGUGUUGACAAGAGUCUCAGCCAUGCUUACUUACAGGACUAUCAGACAUGGUUGGACCUGCGAGAGCUGGAAACGAAGCUAGCCGAGCGUUACAUCACCCACGAGAGCGACGACAGCCGCUGGCAAUCGUUUGCCCACCAGUACACUCUCAUGUACCCCGCCCACCUCGUGCCCCCGCCUCCGGCACCCCCGUCGGAUGACGACGAGGGCAGGGACGACGCGGAGGUGCAAGGCCUCACUGAGCGGGUCAGCAUCCUCUGAGGUUCCCGGAGUGUCGACACUGUUGUCACCAUAAUGAGCUCUAGGGCAGCACUUCAUUUGUAAAGUCUAAUAAUUUCCUCCAAGCAGCCUCCUUGAAUGCUUCUUUUGUAAUUGCUUUAUGAAAUUCCAUAAGGUUCUGCCAGUCUUUACAGAUAACCAUCAGAAUAAAUCAAAGAGCGAUAUCACUAUAAAGUGCCUUCGGUGUACUUGUCAGAAUGACUGGGUCGUCCAGAAAUGUGGCUGAACAAUGAAACUCUUCACCCUUUGUUACAAGUGGCUAAACAUUUUCAUACUGCAAGUUUCUCAAAAUGUCUUUCCUUCAUUUUCUUUUUCCUUUCCAUUGGCUGAUUCUGACGUGCCCCAUACCAUUGCUCUGGAAACAAUCUUUGUAGUAAAUUCUUCAAUGAUACUAUCCAUCCAUCCAUUUUCUUUGCUUAUUCUCACGAGGGUCGCAGAGAGUGCUGGAGCCUAUCCCAGCUAUCAACGGGCAGGAGGCGGGGUACAACCUGAACUGGUUGCCAGCCAGUCGCAGGGCACAUUGAGACCAACAGCCGCACUCACAAUCACAUCGAGGGGCAAUUUAGAAUGAAUGUCCAAUUGAUGUUGCAUGUUUUUGGGAUGUGGGAGGAAACCGGAGGGCCCGGAGGAAACCCACGCAGGCACGGAGAAAACAUGCAAACUCCAUACAGGCAGGUCUGGGUUUGAACCCGGGACCUCAGAACUGUGAGGUCAACUUUUUACCAGCUGAUCCACUGUGCUGCCUCAAUUAUACUACUAAUUAUUAUUCUUUGUUUUUGUCCAUAAGGAAUGUGAUAAAGUGCAAAAUUUUGAUUUCAUAUGAUUUGGCAUGUAUCCCUGGGAAAAAAAAAACGGUGGCUACUUGUAGAUGUAUGUAUAUGUUAAUUUCAUCCAUUUUCUCAGCCACUUAUCCUCACAAGUGUCACGGGAGUGCUGGAGCCUAUCCCAGCUAUCAUCGAGCAGGAGGCGGGGUACAUGGAAAAUAUUAAUUUUUGGAGAAGUUUCAAAGGCACUUUAUGGUAAUAUUGACUCAGAACUGCUGAAAAAAUGACCAGUAAUCUUCUCUAUCACGACCCAUAAAAGGAAACAUUUCGAUAUAGUAUGAGUGAUCACAGCCCCGCUUUGAAUUUUCAAAAAUAGCAAAACCUUCAUGUCACAAGGUCCUUUCAAGUGACGCAAAGAUUUGCACUCUUGUGGUCAUUUCCACCAAACGCACACCCAUAAUGGUCCUGUACAACUGGAAGUAUUGAUUUGGCGACAGAAUGUCUUCCUGUAAUUUACACCAGCCGCAAUCAUACACUUUUUAGGAAAUCUAAAAUGUUUCUACCAGGAAACAGGCUACCACUUUCUCAUUCUAUGCCCGUUCCCUGUACAUGUACACACUCCAUGCUCCAUUGUGAUAAGGAUCAAGAUUUUGUGGUGUGGAAGCUUGAUAAUCAAUUCAUUAUGUCAAUGGAUUGCAUGUUUUCACGUAGUACAAUGAGAUUGCCUGUGUAAAAUUCUUUUUUUUUUGUUUUUUUUUUAAUCAUGUAGUCCAUUGUAAGCAUAUCAACCUUGAAGUAAGUGUAGUGUCCGGUUCAUCUACGCCUGAAUAGUAAGUUUCUUUCGGCUUGUCCCAUUAGGGGUCGCCACAGCGUGACAUCUCAGAUGAAUAAUGAUGGUAAACAUUGAAGCACAAUCUAUAUAAACCUAAAGAAAUAUUCACUUUUGUUCUGUCAGUCUUUUGGGGGUAUUUUUUGGUUCAUUACUUCAUAAUAAUGCACAGGGAGGUGAGAAACAAACACUAACAUAAAAACAACUGCCAAGGAAAAAGUAUUUUGACAUCAUAUGCUAUAACCUUCACAGGCACCGUAAUAUUGUGUUUUGGCAGCUCAGUUCCGUGGUUCUCUUAUUCCUUUUCCUUUUAGUAAUCAGACAUCUGCAGACAGCCUUUCAUUAUCAAGUAGCUGUCAUGUCCUUUUUCCCAGAGGUUGAUUAUGUGUACAAAGAAAUCAGUUGUUAGUUUGUCUUACUCUUAAAAUCACAACAGCAGAUAUUACGCUGUGUUAAGUUUUGUAAAUAUAGAUAGAAAAGUUGAAGUUUAAGUGUUUGUUCAACUCGGGUGAAGUUUUCUCUCAGUUUGACGGAUCAAUUCGAGCUGGCACUACAAUUCUGUAGUAGUCAAUUAUAUUUACAUGGAAGUGCAACCAAAUAAAGAGCUUUGACAAACCUAAGAAUCUGUUCAAAUAUGAACUGCAAUGUGUAAACAACAUUUACUGUACCUGCCAUAAAUAUGAGAAUACAGUUUACUUAUAGAUGAAGCAGCAAUUUAAACUGGAGCUAUUGUAAAAAAUGGUAACGAAAAGUCAACCUAGUACAGUCUCUACAAAUGUAUCACAGAAAGCUUAUUGGAAUUCAGGGUAAAUGUUUGCAUCUUUUCAACACCAAUGUCAGGAUCACCUGAAUAAUUGGAUUUUAUUAAAUGUCAUAAUAAUUAGUUUUUUUUUUUUUACAAGAAUUAUAUAUUGUUUUCUUUGAGGUCCAAAUUUUACAUACACAAAAAGUAAUAUGUUCUGAAAGAACAUGGUAAACCCAGAUGAAGAGGUCAUGGCUUUGGCAGUUUCUAGUAGGUUAACUGACAAUUACUAAAAACGCCUCAAUGGCAGCCAAUUGGUAUAGGGGAAAAUUAAAAAAAGUUCACAUUUUAACAAUGUUUGCCGCUAGCUACUGGUUAUGAGAAAUCUGUAUACCUUCAUUCCGAUGUGCCACCUCCACCUAGAGGUUAUGACGAAUGUGUAGCCUACACUUUCAUUCCAAUACAACAGUGGUAGGUAUGACUGCAUACAUUGCAUGUACAGUUCUGCUCAAAAGUUUACAUACCCUGGCAGAAUUUGUGAAUUUUC
Syngnathoides biaculeatus (alligator pipefish) is the source of this 6613-nucleotide messenger RNA. RefSeq names its product protein kinase D2 (gene prkd2). Lineage: Eukaryota; Metazoa; Chordata; Actinopteri; Syngnathiformes; Syngnathidae. Gene Ontology annotation, biological process: protein phosphorylation. The record is from RefSeq and is a predicted model, not a curated record. Bases 921 to 3713 code for a protein of 930 amino acids. Gene Ontology annotation, molecular function: ATP binding; protein serine/threonine kinase activity. The transcript has 19 exons.